ACGGGCCUGGCCAAUGAAGAGCUCUCGCCUGGGAGGCGGGACCGCCGCUGGCAGAACCAAUCCAAGCGUUCCUGGUCGAAGGAGAAGACCCAAUGGGAGAGCGCAUAUUUACCAGCGGCCCAAUAGAAUUUCAGGGUUUCGUGGUUGCUGGGGACGGAAGGGAAAGACGGUUCAUUUCCGGAUGAAAGCAGAGGCGUGAGGGAUGAGUUCCCAGAGAGGCAAUGUGUUUCGAUCAAGGCCUCAGCGGCACCAAAACACGCAGGUCUUCCGAAAUGACAAACACGACACGAGUGCCCAGCGUAAGAAAAUUAAUGCAAAAGUCCACGAAGGUCUAUGUCAACAUUGCAAGGAGGUGCUGGAAUGGCGUGUGAAAUUCAACAAGUACAAACCACUAACACAGUCUAAAAAAUGUGUAAAAUGUUUGCAGAAGACUGUAAAGGAUUCGUACCACAUUAUCUGUAAGCCAUGUGCUUGUGAACUUGAUCUAUGUGCCAAAUGUGGAAAAAGAGAAGAAAUUGUGAUUCCGAUUCAGAGUGAGAAUGAGCAUUCCAAAUUGGACAUAAGGACUGAGAAUCACUCUUCCAAAAUUGAUCCAAGGAGAAAUAACAGAAUGGGAGAAUUGGAGGAAGGCUCUGCAGUAGACCUAAGUGACACGGAAGAUAAAGAUGAAACUCUAGAUUUACUAGUGAAGCAGAUUGAAAGCCUAAAUUGAAAAUAAGAGGAUCUAAUGAUUUUGCUAAAGACAAGACUAUGUUAAUAUGAUCUUCUGUUGCUUACCAGAAGACUUUAUACAUAAUGGAAUCACUGCUUUUCAUCAGAUACUCUGGCAGUGUAAGACUGAAGGUAUUUGGAAGAGUCUGUACCCUCUUUUUAACCGUUUUUUCUUACAAUUCUAAACUGAUCCUACAAAAAGAUCCUGCAAUUUAAUAAAUGUAUUUUAAAUUA
Anolis carolinensis (green anole) is the source of this 945-nucleotide messenger RNA. It is a transcript of the gene c2h9orf85, whose product is annotated as chromosome 2 C9orf85 homolog. Bases 203 to 712 code for a protein of 169 amino acids. The transcript has 4 exons. The record is from RefSeq and is a predicted model, not a curated record. NCBI's taxonomy places the organism in Eukaryota, Metazoa, Chordata, Lepidosauria, Squamata, Anolidae.